This is a messenger RNA of Ostertagia ostertagi, 288 nucleotides long. The record is from the annotation of a GenBank genome assembly. Lineage: Eukaryota; Metazoa; Nematoda; Chromadorea; Rhabditida; Trichostrongylidae.
AUGCCGAAAAGUUUGAAGAUCUACAGGGCUACAGUACCUACUUACGCUGAGGAUUAUCCGAAAUUCAACCUGUUCUACUAUCUUGCCAAAGGAUUUCGCCGAAAACCAGUCCAUCACUACUUCAGGCCAUUUUGGUUGAACGUCUACGGCAGUUUUCUGCAUCGUAGAAAUUCGCCGAAAUUCGCUCUGAAUUGGUUAACUGAACUUGGUCACGACUACAUGAAUCAAGUCAAUGUUGCUGAUGAGGACUUUGCCGAGUUUCUCACGGAACACUUCGAUCUACUCAAG